UAUGUGGACUAUUAAUUAUUUAAACUUUCAUUAACGAAUGUUGCUCAGUGUGAAAAAUGGAUACAUCAAAUGACUCAAAUUUGUAUAGGUUAGAAGGAACCGAUAAUAAUCAAGCAGCAGGUUUAAUUAUUCGGAAGAAGCCAUCUGACCAUACGUUUAAAAAACCUCAAGUAUCCGUGUUAGGUCUCGAUAAACUUGCAAAACGAAAGAGACAAGAAAAUUCGCAAGAAAGUAAUUCAACAAAAUCUGAAUCAAGUUCACCAAAAUCAGAUGUUAAAGAAAGAAAAUACCGGUCUUAUGCUGAAGAAACUCCAACUCAUACUGGUGGAGUAAACUCUGAAGCACAACAGAGAUUACAAACGCGAUUAAAAUAUCAAAGAUUAAGUGCACAAGAGCAUCAUAGGGAUAGGGAUAAUUAUAGGGAUAGGAAUAAGGAUGGAGAUAGAAAUAGAGAAAGAGACAGAGAAAGAGAAAGAAGUAGAAGCAGGGAUAGUGUUAGGGAUAGUAAUAGACAAACACCUUUAAGAUUUAAAGAUGAACCUCAAACUCCAAUAUUUAAAACAAAGGAUUCUACAUCUAAAAGUAAUUGGGAUGACGACGAAGAUGAAGAACCAAGAAAAUCCAGUUGGGAUCACCCAACACCCAAUCUUUAUAAUAGUAAAGAUAGUCGGGAUAGUAUUAGAAGCGAAUUUACACCUUCGUACAAAUAUAACUCUUGGAAUAGAGAUCGAAAAGCUAGUGGUGCUACACCUAGCAUAGAUGGAGAAGAAAAAGAAUUAUGGGAAGAAGAACAACAACGAUUGGAUAGGGAGUGGUAUGCCUUGGAUGAUGGAGAAAAUCGUGCAUUUGCUGAUGUAUCUGAGGAAUAUACACGUAAAAAGGAAAUGGAACUAGAAGCUAAAAGGCAAAAACGUCUUUCUGCCCAACAGCGACAAAUAAAUAAAGAUAAUGAAUUAUGGGAACGUAAUAGAAUGUUAACUUCUGGUGUUGUGAGUUCUUUAGAUCAUGAUGAUGAUCCUGAUGAUGAAGGAGAAACUAGGGUACAUCUCUUGGUUCAUAAUGUUGUUCCUCCAUUUCUGGAUGGUCGAAUUGUAUUCACUAAACAACCGGAGCCGGUUGUUCCUGUACGUGAUCCUACUUCUGACAUGGCUCUUGUAGCAAGAAAAGGAUCAGCUUUGGUACGAGCAUAUCGUGAACAAAAAGAACGAAAAAGAGCGCAAAAGAAACAUUGGGAACUAGCUGGAACUCAUAUUGGUAAUAUUAUGGGUGUACGUGAUAGACACAAAGAUGACAAAGAAGAUCCAGGACAAGAAACUGACUUUAAAGCUGGUCAAAAGUAUGCACGUCACAUACGAGGCGAUGAAGUUACUGGGGAAGCUAAGUACAGGUCUAUUCAGCAUCAGAGACGAAGUCUUCCAGUAUUUGCUGUACGACAGGAAUUGUUAAAUGUAAUCAGAGAAAAUAGUGUGGUUGUUAUUGUUGGAGAAACUGGCAGUGGAAAAACUACACAAUUGACGCAAUAUCUUCACGAAGAUGGUUAUAGUCGCUAUGGCAUAAUUGGAUGUACACAACCUCGAAGAGUGGCAGCUAUGUCUGUAGCAAAGAGAGUUUCUGAUGAAAUGGCUACUACUUUAGGAGAAAAAGUUGGCUAUGCUAUUCGUUUUGAAGAUUGCACUUCCAAAGAUACUGUUAUUAAAUACAUGACUGAUGGUAUUUUAUUAAGAGAAAGUUUGAGAGAAGGGGAUUUAGAUCGAUACAGUGUAAUUAUUAUGGAUGAAGCUCAUGAAAGAUCUUUAUCAACUGAUGUUCUAUUUGGUUUAUUAAGAGAAGUCGUAGCUCGUCGGCAUGAUUUGAAAUUAAUCGUUACAUCGGCAACAAUGGAUUCUAGUAAAUUUUCAGCAUUUUUUGGAAAUGCUGCAACAUUUCAAAUUCCCGGACGCACAUUUCCAGUUGAAGUACUACAUGCAAAAAAUCCAGUAGAAGAUUAUGUCGAUGCUGCAGUGAAACAAGUAUUACAAAUUCAUUUACAACCGCGUUCCGGCGAUGUGUUGGUGUUCAUGCCUGGUCAAGAAGAUAUUGAAGUUACGUGUGAGGCUUUAAAAGAACGUUUAGCAGAAAUCGAAUCAGCUCCUCCACUUUCUAUUUUGCCCAUUUACUCACAAUUACCCUCAGAUUUACAAGCUAAAAUAUUUCAACGUUCGGAAGGUGGUUUAAGGAAAUGUGUUGUAGCAACGAAUAUAGCUGAAACUUCGUUGACUGUUGACGGAAUUGUAUUUGUUGUGGAUUCAGGUUAUUGCAAGUUGAAAGUUUAUAACCCACGAAUUGGUAUGGAUGCUUUACAAGUAUAUCCUGUAUCUAGAGCCAAUGCUGAUCAAAGGGCAGGAAGAGCAGGACGUACUGGUCCUGGAACCUGCUAUAGACUAUACACUCGAAGACAGUAUUUAGAUGAAUUAUUAUUAACUGGAGUUCCAGAAAUACAGCGAACUAAUUUAGCAAAUACUGUAUUGCUACUGAAGUCUUUAGGUGUUCAAGAUUUAUUGGCCUUUCAUUUUAUGGAUCCUCCACCACAAGAUAACAUAUUGAAUUCCCUAUAUCAGUUAUGGAUUCUGGGCGCAUUAGAUCAUACAGGACGUUUGACACCUUUAGGACGACAAAUGGCAGAAUUUCCAUUAGAUCCACCUCAAUGUCAAAUGCUCAUAGUCGCUUCUCAACUUGGUUGUACUGCAGAUAUACUUAUUAUAGUUUCUAUGCUCUCAGUGCCUUCAAUAUUUUAUCGACCAAAAGGCCGCGAAGAAGAUUCUGACUCAGCUAGAGAAAAAUUCCAAGUACCAGAGUCUGAUCAUCUAACAUAUCUAAACGUGUAUAAUCAAUGGAAAGCAAAUGGUUAUUCUAGUUCUUGGUGCAAUGAUCAUUUCAUUCAUGCAAAAGCUAUGCGGAAAGUAAGAGAAGUUAGACAACAACUUGAAGAAAUUCUGAAGCAACAAAAGAUGGAAGUAGUGAGUUGCGGCACCGAUUGGGAUAUUGUUCGAAAAUGUAUUUGUUCGGCGUAUUUCCAUCAGGCAGCCCGUUUAAAAGGUAUUGGUGAAUACGUGAAUUGUCGUACCGGAAUGCCAUGUCAUCUUCAUCCAACAUCAGCUUUGUUCGGUAUGGGAUUCACACCAGACUAUGUAGUAUAUCAUGAACUUGUGAUGACUGCCAAAGAAUAUAUGCAGUGUGUAACUGCUGUUGAUGGGCACUGGCUGGCAGAAUUAGGUCCUAUGUUCUUUAGCGUUAAAGAAACUGGACGAAGUGGACGAGCAAAAAGACGACAAGCCAUGCAACAUCUACAUGAAAUGGAAGGUCAGAUGAAAGAAGCAGAAGAAGAAAUGAAAGCUCGAGCACAAGAACAACUUGAACGUGAACAAGCUUCUAUCAGAAAAAAGGAAAUAUUGACACCAGGUAUCAGAGAACCAGGAACACCUGCUCCUUAUCGAAAAACUCCGGGUAGAUUGGGGUUGUAA
Messenger RNA from Eufriesea mexicana, 3500 nucleotides. RefSeq names its product ATP-dependent RNA helicase l(1)G0007. Lineage: Eukaryota; Metazoa; Arthropoda; Insecta; Hymenoptera; Apidae. The record is from RefSeq and is a predicted model, not a curated record. Gene Ontology annotation, cellular component: intracellular anatomical structure. The coding region runs from base 57 to 3500 and encodes 1147 amino acids. The transcript is spliced from 8 exons. Gene Ontology annotation, molecular function: ATP binding; RNA binding; 3'-5' RNA helicase activity.